CCGCUCCGCCCGGUCCGGCCCCGACAUGAGCUCGGGCGCGGCGGCGGGUUCGGUGCGGGUGCGCUACCUCGUGUACUUCCAGUACUUGGGCACAGACUUUAACGGGGUCGCGGCCGUGAGGGGCGCCCAGCGCGCCGUCGGGGUCCAGAACUACCUGGAGGAGGCCGCAGAGCGGCUGAACUCGGUCGUGCCGGUGAAGUUCACUAUCUCCAGCCGCACGGAUGCCGGGGUCCACGCCCUGAGCAACGCGGCGCACCUGGACGUCCAGCGCCGCUCAGGCCAGCCACCCUUCUCUCCUGAGGUCCUGGCCAAGGCCCUCAACACCCACCUGAAGCACCCGGCCAUCCGGGUACUCCAGGCCUUCCGCGUGCCCAGCGACUUCCAUGCCCGCUACGCAGCCACUUCCAGGACCUACCUGUACCGCCUGGCCACCGGCUGCCCCUGGCCUGACCAGCUGUCUGUGUUUGAACAAAACCGGUGCUGGGCACUGCGGGCAGACUGCUUGGAUGUGGCUGCCAUGCAGGAGGCUGCCCAGCACCUCCUGGGGACGCAUGACUUCAGCGCCUUCCAGUCAGCCGGCAGCCCAGCCACGAGCUCGGUGCGCACGCUGCGCCGAGCCUCAGUGUCCCCUGAGCUGUCCAGCCCCUUUGUCCUCCCCCAGGAGAGCAGGAGGUUGCGGUUCUGGAGCCUGGAAUUUGAAAGCCAGUCCUUUCUGUACAGACAGGUGCGGAGGAUGACAGCUGUGCUGGUGGCCGUGGGGCUAGGGGCUCUGACGCCUGCUCAGGUGAAGAUGAUUCUGGAGAGCCGGGAUCCCCUGGGCAGGCACCAGACACGUGUGGCCCCAGCCCACGGCUUGUUCCUGAAGUCAGUGCUUUACGGGGGCCUUGGAGACCUUGCAACUGGAAAUCCAGCCAGGGCCCAGUGCGAAAGCCAGGGGCCAGGGAGGCCCGAUGACCUCAGGCCAGAGACCAGCAGCCCAAAGGCAGGCAGCCUGGAGUGAGGUGCCCACUUCCCCCGCAGCCACAACCCCUCGGCCCAAGCCCCACUCCUGACCUGGUCCCUCUAAGCAAGUUCUCACUCCUGCGGCCCCAAAGCUCCUGGCCUUCUAUGUCCUGCAGGGUCCACAGCAUGGAAGCCACAGCUGACCCUCAGAUGCCCAGCACAGGUCAGGGUAGCCAUGGCACGCUGGACCCUGCCCAGCUCUGCCCACCACUGUGCCCGGCAGGGACCAGCCCUGAAUUGUCAUACACUCUGCCACCUGGGGCUGCAGUGGGCCUCCUGCCUCUCAUAGGCCUGUACCUGCCUGAAGUCCCCACCACCUGGGUGCCCUGGGUGGGCUGCCAUGGGGGCAGGGGGCAAGCACUAAGAAAGGGACACCCAAGCAGC
This is a messenger RNA of Ceratotherium simum simum (southern white rhinoceros), 1386 nucleotides long. The record is from RefSeq and is a predicted model, not a curated record. NCBI's taxonomy places the organism in Eukaryota, Metazoa, Chordata, Mammalia, Perissodactyla, Rhinocerotidae.